Molecule: messenger RNA, 7917 nt
Organism: Oncorhynchus keta (chum salmon)
Lineage: Eukaryota; Metazoa; Chordata; Actinopteri; Salmoniformes; Salmonidae
Gene: prrg3
Product: transmembrane gamma-carboxyglutamic acid protein 3
Exons: 4
Coding region: 284-1027 (247 amino acids)
Cellular component (GO): extracellular region
Molecular function (GO): calcium ion binding
Source: RefSeq, a predicted model, not a curated record
CUCACUUAUUAGAAAGGUAAAUGCUAUUCCGACUCAUUGGGACUUCCACUCCCUAUACCCUAACCCUAAUUUCAACCCCCACCCUUACCCUAACCCUAGAAUUAACCAUAAUCCUUACCAGUUAGGGUGAACCUCAUCAGAUUUCAAAUUCAAUGGGGUGACGUCAGAGUUGUACAUCCCACGGAUCCCGUAUAGCAAUGACGCGGAUGGAUAUUGAAAGCCCUUUGCUGUAGCUGGAGAGUGGAAGGUUAGAAAGUCUUGGUCUGAGUAGCAGGGUGGUAGGAUGGCGGAAGCGUUCCUAGAUGGGAAGGAUGCUCACUCUCUCCUCAAGCGCUUCCCCCGAGCCAACAGUUUCCUGGAGGAGUUCAGACAGGGUAACAUCGAACGGGAGUGUGUGGAGGAGAGCUGCAGCUUCGAGGAGGCCAAUGAAGUGUUCGAGAAUAAAGAGAGAACAAUGGAGUUCUGGAAGACUCGCAGUGUGUACACGGUGAGCAGCCACGAGCAGACCAGGGACGGCCGUUCAGAGGGCCACCUCUACAUGGUGGUUCCCCUGCUGGGCGUGGCUCUCCUCCUCCUCAUCGCCCUCUUCCUCAUCUGGAGGUGCCAGCUGCAGAAGGCCACACGGCGGCGGCCUGCCUACACCCAGAACCGCUACAUGAACAACCGCAACACCCGCAGCCUGCCGCGCAUCCUGGUCCACCGGGACACGCCAUCCCACUCCGAGACCCCCUUAUCCAGGCCCACGGUGGUGGUGAGUGGGGUGGAGAGAGUAGUAGGAGGAAGUGGAGGAGGGUCGCUGGUUUGCGCUGCAAACGUUCCCCAAGAACCUCACUCCCACCCUCAGAACACUCGCUCAGCCCUGUACGUCCAGGAUCCGUCUGUGUCAGUAGCGUCGCGUCUCUCCGGUGCCACACCUCCUCCUUCCUACGAGGAGGUGACAGGACACCUGGAGAGCAGCAGCGACGAGGUGUCGGCGCCGUACAGCGACCCUCCGCCCAAAUAUGAGGAGAUUGUCAAGGAGAAGUAAGCAGAGGGAGGGAGAGAGGGAUGGAGGGAGGGAGGCUGGGCCGGGGGCCAUACUGUCAGAUCCAUCCCUCCCUCCAUUGUCCUUGUCUCUGGUCUGAGGGGCUGGCAAACUGCUAGCUCUCCGUGGGAAAGAAUGCACUGUGGUAUCUAAUAUCUUGAAGCACUUGUUGUAUCUAUCGCUGACUGACUACUGUACAAGGUUUGGAACGACGAUGAUCUGUGCUACACUGUGUUUUCUUCUUGAGUUAUCUAUCUUGCCAAUGCCUGGGGGUUUGGCGGUCUGUUUUGAUUUUGCGUUGUUGUUAUGCAUCAGUGUUUCUCACUGUACUCUGAAUGUGGUGGUCAUUGUUUACUAGUGCGUAUGACUCUGCAGUGAAGCGCUAUAUCCAUAAUAGCUGUAUAUUUAUACUGUAUACUUUUCCACCUUUCUCUCAUCACACCAGCUGUAGCUAAUCACUUGGAGAAAUACAAUCGCUGCGUCUACACUGCCUUCCCCCCUAAACACUGCAGAAACGACACCUUUCCCGGACACCCCGAGGCACCUUUAAAUGUGUCAGCCAUCCCAAAUGGUGCCCUAUUCCCUACAUAGUGUACUCACUACUUUUGACCAGGGCCAUUUGGGACGUGGUUGUGAGAGGAAUGGAACAUUGCCAAGUCACCCUCCAUCCCCUGAGAGGAAGAGACUACUGUGUGGAUGAAGGUAGUGAGGAUGUUUCCCAAGCCCUCAGUAGUACUUCUUCCUCUCCAGAGUUGUGCCGUGACUCAUGAUAAAGGAGAGUUGAUUUGCCAAAAGUGCACUGCUGAUUACGUGUACUGCUUUCUGAACACACAAAAUGAAAAGAAAAAGUAUAUUCUUUCAUUUAUUGAAAGUAGUAUGGUUUAACAAACAGAAACAGUAGCUUGUGGACUAUGGGACUAUAGGACUAUCUAAUUAUGAAGAGGAUGCAGCCAGACACAGCGGAUGAGUUGGGAUCUUCAGUGUUUCUCCUCUGUCUGAAUCCAAUGCCAAGGCCGUCUUUCUCCACAUACAUCCUCUGGUCAUGGAAGGGCCUUGAAUUAAGAGGAAACGGAUGCACUCCAAGUGUAUGGUGGGAAGAACACGCAUACUAUCUCAAAAUGUCAAUCAGGUAUUUGAGUUUUUGGCUAAUUAGAAAAUAAUUGAAUGACCUGAUAAUUAAUUCCAGUCCUUUAUUAAGCUUACCAGUAAAUAUACUAUCUUACACACACAAACAAACACAAGACACACACACACACACACACACACACACACACACACACACACACACACACACACACACACACACACACACACACACACACACACACACACACACACACACACACACACACACACACAGGUACGCACGAAUGCACACACACACAAACACACGGGUACGCAGACACACACACACGCACAUGUACGCAUGCACGCACGCACACACACACACACAGGUACGCACGAAUGCACACACACACACACCCAACACACACACACACGGGUACGCAGGCACACACACACACACACACACACACACACACACACACACACACACACACACACACACACACACACACACACACACACACACACACACACACACACACAGAGGAAGCACAAUCAGUAGCUCUGACAACAUUCCAGUCAACCCUCAGCCUAUCCCUCUCAAAGCUGCAGUGAACUUUACAAUGCUGGCUUCAGUACUGCUGUGCUAUAACUGUUUACAAUUGCUACUUUUUAAUCUUGUUUGAAUAGAUGCGUAAGAAAUCUCUAGACAAGUGAGCCAUGGUCGGGUAUAUCACCAUCAUGACUGCGGAAUGGUACAAAUGCUCUUCUUUUCUUUAGUCUCUUCUUGUUUUGUUGUUUGCCUUUUGACUGCUUUUUCACUUGUGUCUCGUUUUGUUGGUGUUCAAACCUUGUUGAACCAGACAUCCACCAACCAGGACAUGCAGCAGAAGUAGUGUUUCACAAUCAGCUCAGGUUGCCAGCAGUAACAGUCUCUAUGUUAUAUACUAACCACUGCCAAUGGCUGGACCAAAUGGGAUCACAAGAUAACUCUGACUUGUACUGCAAUACCUGGAGUACCUGUUUUUUACACAGGGGAGAGAGAAAAGGAGCGACCAAGGGCAGAGAGAGAGAUAGGGAGCGGGAGUUGCCCUCUGGCCUGUCUGGGGCCUUCUCCUCAAGGUUAGCAAUGUAAGCGUCUGGCCUGGGCUUAGUCUGCUCUGCAGUUUUCCAAGGAAGGAGGGAUGACAAAACACUAGGGCUUCUGCAGGGAAGGGAAGGAGGGAUGGACACAGGGCUACUGCAAUGGUCCUUCCCUUUCUAGAGGAGCUAGAUGCUGGCUGCUUCUGAUGAUGUGAGCACUGUCUGUCUGCUUCUGAUGACGCGAGCGUUGUCUGUUUCUGUCUGCUGACUAGUUCCUAGUGUCCCCGGGCUCUCAAGGCUCUUUAUACUGACAUCUAUUCUACAGUUUGUGCUGAUUCAUAUUCAUGGAAUAUGUGUGAGAGUGUGUGUGAGAUCCUGUAUUUGUGCCCAAACUCUCCUUAAAAAUUCACUUCACUAAAGAUUGAAAUACUCCACAAAAAAAAUAAUUGUUUAUGUUCUUUACUAUAUCUAUAUAUUCACGCAUGUACAUGUAAAUAUACAGUGCGUUUCGGAAAGUAUUCAGACCCCUUGACUUUUUCCACAUUUUGUUAUGUUACAGCCUUAUUCUAAAAUGGAUUAAAUACUGUUUUCCCCUCAGAAGUCUACACACAAUAACCCCAUAAUGACAUGUUUUUAGAAUAUUUAGCAAAUGUAUAACCCCGCCCCCCAAAAAACAUACCUUAUUUACAUGAGUAUUCAGACCCUUUGCAAUGAGAAUCGAAAUAGAGCUCAGGUGCAUCCUGUUUCUACUGAUCAUCCUUGAGAUGUUUCUACAACUUGAUUGGAAUCCACCUGUGGUAAAUUCAAUUGAUUGGACAUGAUUUGGAAAGGCACACACCUGUCUAUAUAAGGUCCCACAGUUGACAGUGCAUGUCAGAGCAAAAACCAAGCAAUGAGGUCGAAGGAAUUGUCCGUAGAGAUCUGAGACAGGAUUAUGUCGAGGCACAGAUUUGGGGUUGGCAUACCAAAAAAUGUCUGCAGUAUUGAAGGUCCCAAAGAACACAGUGGCCUCCAUCAUUCUUAAAUAGAAGACUUUUGGAACCACCAAGACUCUUCCUAGAGCUGGCCGCCCAGCCAAACUGAGCAAUCGGGGGCGAAGGGCCUUGGUCAGUGAGUUGACCAAUAACCAGAUGGUCACUCUGACAGAGCUCUAGAGUUCCUCUGUGGAGAUGGGAGAACCUUCCAGAAGGACAACCAUCUCUGCAGCACUCCCCCAAUCAGGCCUUUAUGGUACAGUGGCCAGACGGAAGCGACUCCUCAGUAAAAGGCACAUGACAGCACAUCUGGAGCUUGCCAAAAGCCACCUAAAGACUCUCAGACCAUGAGAAACUAGAUUAUUUGGCUUAAAUGCCAAAUCUAAAGGAAACCUGGCACCAUCCCUACGGUGAAGUAUGGUGGUGGCAUUAUCGUGGUGGCAUUAUCAUGCUGUGGGGGUGUUUUUCAACAGCAGGGACUGAGAGACGAGUCAGGAUCGAGGGAAAGAUGAACGGAGCAAAGCACAGAGAGAUCCUUGAUGAAAACCUGCUCCAGAGCUCUCAGGACCUCAGACUGGGGUGAAGGUUCACCUACCAACAAGAUAACGACGCCAAGCACAAAGCCUGCGUAGGAGUGGCUUCGGGACAAGUCUCUGAAUGUCCUUGAGUGGCCAAGUCAGAGCUCGGACUUGAACCUGAUCAAACAUUUCUGGAGAGACCUGAAAAUAGCUGUGCAGCAACGUUCCCCAUCCAACCUGACAUAGAUUGAGAGGAUCUGCAGAGAAGAAUGGGAGAAACUCCCCAAUUACAGGUGUGCCAAGCUUGUAGCGACAUACCCAAGAAGAAUUGAGGUUGUAAUUGCUGCUAAAGGUUCUUCAACAAAGUACUGAGUAAAAGGUCUGAAUACUUAUGUAAAUGUCAUAUUUCAGUUUUUUAUUAUUAAUACAUUUGAAUUAAACCUGUUUUUGCUUUGUCAUUAUGGAUUAUUGUGUGUAGAUUGAUAAGGGAAAAAACUAUUUAAUUUUAGAAUAAGGCUGUAACCUAACAAAAUGUGGAAGAAGUCAAGGGGUCUGAAUACUUUCCGAAUGCACUGUAGAUAUAUAUAUCGCACACUACUGUUGAUGUUUUCUAAUGGUUUUUAAUGGGUGCAUGAAUAUCUGAUAAUUUUUGUCAAUGACUUGGGUUCAACACUAUGUCUACAUCCCAAAUGGCACUCUGUUCCCUAUGAAGUGCACUUCUUUUGACCACAGGCCUAUGUGCCCUGGUCAAAAUUAGUGUACUAUAUAGGGAAUAGGGUGCCAUCUGGGACGAACCCUAUAUCACUAGUCUAGAAGUGACUGUGCUUGUGAUGCUGUUCAAUGUUUAGAAAGACGGACCUUGAAGCCUCACAAAUAGGGGCCAGAAGUUGAACCUGUUUAGAAAAACCCUAUCUUGCCAACUCCUGUCACUCACUGUCAUGCCUAACAUUGACUUCAAAAUGACAGCAAUGGAGUUGGCAAGAGCACAAACAGAUCUGGGAUCAGGCCAAUGCUACAGGGAGUUCAUUAUGAAGAACACUGCUUGCUGCUCUCCACUGUUACAUAAAUCAGUCAACAACAGGUAUAGGAUCAGAAAACUGCAAUUCUAACCUUUACCAGUAGCGGGAUGAAAAACAUCUGACCCUGUAUCAGUGUAUAACAGCUGUUUCUACCUACGGUGCAUAAAUGAGGGUUACAAGUGAGAGUAGCUUAGAUAGGUCUCCUAGACUACUGAACCUUGGACAAUCCAGGCCUCAUCAACAUUCAAUUAGUUCAGAUACAGUUACAUAAGCCACAGCCUGGCCUCCCACUCUGUUAAAGUUGAUUUCACCCAGUUAUCAUGAAGAAACCACUGAAAUGUUAGAAAUGUCCAAAUACUCAUUCUCUUGUUACUGGAUGUCCAUUAAAUGGGUUCAGCCUGACAAAUGCUUUAUUAAUACUCACGUGUCUUUGACCAAAGUACCAUACAGUCUGUCUCUAGGUCACUGGCCCUAUGCUCUGGUCCAGGGCAUUACAUGUGGCCUUCUUCAACAAGGCUUGCCGCAUGUAACACCCUGGACCAGAGCAACUGUGGUCUAUGCUUCCUCCUGGUUCUGUCUGGUUGUGGAUAUACUGGGCUUUCUGGGUCGCAAAUGUCACCCUAUUCCCUAUAUGGUGCACUUCUUUGGACCAGGACCCAUAGGGAUCUGGCAAUAAAUAGUGGACCAUGUAGUGAAUAGGGGGCCAUUUGGGGACGCAGGCCUGCAUGUGGGUCAGUGUGAGAGUCGGAGGAGGAGAGGGUGAUGUGAAGGGGGCUGGGUGUCUCUCAUCUUAUGACAGACCCAGUGGAAUUGGUGGUGGUCCUAAUGGAAUACAAUAGAGUUAAAAUAGGUUGCUGUUAACCCAAUUUCAAACACAACCCAUGUGGUUGUACUGCUGCCUAUCACUUUCUAUGUAUUAUAAAUGGGGUGUGGGAUGCAACGAACAUACAUUCAGUCAGCUACUGUCAUAUUUUGGUAUAGUUAAGUUGACAACAAUGUAUACAAUAUUACAAUGUAAACAAUAUUACAUAUCUUCAACUGUCUUUUCAUGUUUCAAUUGGGGUGAAACGUGUAAUAUACACAGAGUGUACAAAACAUUAGGAACACCUUCCUAAUAUUGAGUUGCACUCCCCUUUGCCCUAAGAACAACCUCAAUUCGUCGGGCGUGGACUCUGCAACGUGUCGAAAGCGUUCCACAGGGAUGCUGACCCAUGGUGACUCCAACAUGUUGUGUCAAGUUGGUCGGUUACACACAGGAAGCUGUUGAGCAUGAAAACCCCUGCAGCGUUGCAGUUCUUCACACACCGAAACCUUUGUGCCUCGCACCUACUGUCACAACCCGUGAUAAAGGACGUGAAUAUUUAGUCUUGUCCAUUCACCCUCUGAAUGACACACACAUUACAAUCCAUGUCUCAACUGUCUCCAGGUUUAAAAUCAUUCUUUAACGGGUCUCCUCCUCUUUAUCUACACUGAUUAAAGUGGAUUUAACAAGUGACAUAAAUAAGGGAUCAUAGCGUUCACCUUUAUUCACCUGUCAUGGAAAGAGCAGUUGUUCCUAAAGUUUUGUACACUCAGUGUAAAUAUCAUGCAAUUGCAAAGUGAGGUCAGAAAAGUAUGUUUUUUUUAGACAUAUUUUUAGCGACCAGAAAACAGCCAAAAUAUGUGGUUUUUCCCAGAUGUCUCCAUUACCUUGUUGUAACCAGGUUAUCUUUAUAAGCAGAAGACCAGUUUACAAUGCCAAAUGUUGCCCCCUGGGUAAGUAGGCUCAUGUAUCUACGUCAGAUUGUGGAUGCUGGGGGCUGGGGGGGAUCUGUCCCAAAUAGGUCCCAAAUGGGUGACACGUGGCUCAGUAUGGCACGUCCCAUGGGAGACCAGUAUGAAAAAUGUCUGCACUCACUACUGUAAGUCACUCUGGAUAAGAGUGUCUGAUAAAUGACUAACAUGUAAAUGUAUUCCCUUUAAAGUGCACUACUUUUGGAAAAUAAUGUGUCCCAAAUGGCACCCUAUGGGACCUGGUCAAAUGUAGGUCUAGUGCACUAAAUGUGGAAUAGGGUGCCAUUUAGGACACAUCCCUCUGUCACUAAAUCCUCUUUGUCACAGUGGAUGGAUAACAUCAUCACUCGAUAGUCACACACACCACAUACCGUACUAAGUGCCAAUUUCUCUCUUUCUCUUGUUGGUAAAGCACUGAUGCUGAAUUACUUUGUGAAUAUAUUAAAGUGCAUUUAUCCAUA